AUGAACCGUCAAAUCCUAUCUUCAUUAGUUCUUGGAUUGUCCUCCCUCGCAUCUGCUACAGGCACUCCUACUGCCGAGUAUGAUAGUUUCACCUGUUCUUUAACUCCAUACGAUCAUGGAUGGCCUUCUGCUCAUGUCUCCUUCUCACCUACUGUUGAAAAGUUGGAUAAUGGAUUGUACGAAGCUACAAUCUAUUUUGAAGGUGACGACUGUUCUCAAUUCGACGGAGCAUCGGAGAUCAAGCUCAUUGGUGUCUCUCCAACCGUCGUUAUUUGGUCACAUAAUGAUCCUGCAAACAAGGGUCAGGAAUCAAUCAAUGGAUGUAAAUGGAACACUGUCUUUGACUUCCAAGCAUCCUAUGAUGAAGCAAAUGACAGAUGGUGUAUGAACAACGGUCAAAUCCAGUACGACUGGGUUGCAUCUGCAAACAAAAACUCUUUUGAUUAUUCCUUUGGUUGUGGUUCUGGUGGCCAGUUUGAUUUCCCUGAAAUUUGCUGGCAUGAAGAUACACCAAGCUCCUCAACUACAUCGAGCUCAACUACGACUUCUUCCACUGAGACUCCAACUACUAGUUCCACCACCACCUCAUCAUCCGAGAAGCCUUCAACUGAAGCACCAACUACUAGCUCCACUACGACUUCUUCCACUGAGACUCCAACUACUAGCUCCACCACCACAUCCUCAUCCGAGAAGCCUUCAACUGAAGCACCAACUACUACUUCUUCAACCGAGAAACCAAGCUCUACUAGCUCUACUAGCUCUCCAACCAAGAAAUCUAGUACAUCUAGCUCUUCAAUUACACCUACACCAUCAAGCUCGUUGUCUACCUUAGAUUCAACUUCAAUUACUUUAAGUUCUUCAAGCUCUUCAACUAGUUCCACCGUUCACUCUUCUAGUAUUUCCCCAAAGAAGCCAACCACACCAGUUCCUAAACCAUCCGGUUCCACCACCAAGACACCAUCUCCUAAACCAUCUGGUUCCACCACCAAGACACCAGUUCCUAAGCCAUCUGGCUCUACUUCUGAAAACUCUGUCACCGAGUCUACUGGCACUUCAUUCACCACAAUCACCACCGUCUCCACCAACACCACAUGUAAAAAUGGCUCAUGUACGGCUACUUAUGUCUCAACCUCCCAGUAUACUACCACUGAAACUGUUUGCGACAGCGCUUCUUGUACCUCCACUGCCAUCACCACCUCUGAAUAUACCACUACAGAAACUCUUACACCAAAUGCCACCGAAACCAUCACCACCACAUACGUUGUCACCACCGUUUGCAGUUCUGUUGUAACAAACCCAUCGGAGACUGCAACUACCAGUGCCCCAGCAGAGAACUCAUCCACUGUCGAGCUGACCACUGUAGUGACCACUUCCCAAUACACAGUGACUCAACCUUGA
This is a messenger RNA of Pichia kudriavzevii, 1398 nucleotides long. RefSeq lists its product as uncharacterized. Lineage: Eukaryota; Fungi; Ascomycota; Pichiomycetes; Pichiales; Pichiaceae. The record is from RefSeq and is a predicted model, not a curated record. The transcript has a single exon. The coding region runs from base 1 to 1398 and encodes 465 amino acids.